This is a messenger RNA of Humulus lupulus (European hop), 653 nucleotides long. RefSeq lists its product as uncharacterized. The record is from RefSeq and is a predicted model, not a curated record. Lineage: Eukaryota; Viridiplantae; Streptophyta; Magnoliopsida; Rosales; Cannabaceae. The transcript is spliced from 2 exons. Bases 204 to 560 code for a protein of 118 amino acids. Gene Ontology annotation, molecular function: cysteine-type peptidase activity. Gene Ontology annotation, biological process: proteolysis.
AAUUUAACUGCUUCAUUUUUUCUUUUUUAGCUUAUUGCACUGCGUUCGCUACAAUUGCAUGCAUUGAGGCUCUCAGAGCACAAUUCUAUGGUAUCAAAGAAAGGUUAUCAAUACAAUACGUGGUUGAUCACUGCUACGACAUAAACGCAAAAGAUAGAGGAGCUUAUUUCGAAGAUGUACUUGAUUUCAUCAUAAAAAAUGGAAUGUAUACCGCAUCUGAUUAUCCGUAUGAAGGAAGAAUUAAUAUUCCUCCUCCGAGAAAGGAUAUUUAUUGUCUAAAUGAUAGAAUAUCUUAUAAAACACAUCAUGCUAUGGUACUCAUCGGAUGUGGAGAACAAGAUCGUCCUUAUUGGCUUUGUCAAAAUUCAUAUGGAAAGAAUUAUGGCAAAAAAGGCUUCGGAAGGAUAUUAAUGGACGAUUAUGAGAAUCCCAUUAUAGCAUUUGCCUUACACCUUCCGGACAUUAAUUUAGUACCUAAUUCGGAAUUUGAUCUACUUAUUGAUUUUUCUAAGAGUUUUCUCAUGCACUUUGGCAAUUGCAUGGUCACAUGGGAAAAUUAAACACAUGAAAUUAUGACAUCUACUAUGUAUUAAGAUAAGUAUUGCAAUUGUUAUUUGGAUUGCCACAUGGCUUGCUUUUACUGACCUUUUUGU